AAACCAGCUCCCAGACUCCUGAAAACAUCGAGGAUGAGGACUGUCAGCUGUAUGGACCUGUAAUAAGAUCCAGACCGCCUUCACAACAGCCCAAAGUACCUAAAAACCUGCAUCCACUGUUAAAUGAGGCCAAAGUGUGACCAGAAUCCUUCAGAAGACCAUGCCGCCUGACCAAGCCUUUUACCUGGAAAGAUGGAAGAGAAGGAUGAUUGCUCAACUCGGAGAGGAAGGGUUUCGAGAAUACAGCUUAAAUAUUUUCAGACAAGGAAAGCUGUUCCAUGCUGCCAUUGAAGACACUUUAACCCAGGAAACCUCAUCUAAGGAGGACCACGAGUGUCCAGCAGAGGUGUCCGGAUAUAUAGAGAGUGUAUCUAAUGUGUUGAAUGACAUAACAGGAGUGAGAGCUAUUGAGAGUGCUGUGCAUCAUUCUGCAUUACAGUACCUUGGCAUUGUUGAUUGUGUUGCCCAAUACAGAGGUUCACUGUGUGUCAUUGACUGGAAGACCUCAGAGAAGCCUAAGCCCUUCCUUCGACAAACUUACGACAAUCCAUUACAAGUAGCUGCGUACAUUGGAGCUUUGAACUGUGACCACAACUACAACUACCAGGUAGAAAAUGGCUUAAUUGUUGUGGCCUACAAAGAUGGAUCUCCCGCACAUACUCACUUCCUGAACUCAGAGCACAUUAUGCCUUUCUGGGAGAAAUGGCUGCUUCGACUAGAAGAAUAUGUAGAAAAAUAAGACUCCUUUGACUAUUAUAACAAAUCUAGCAUGAGGCUACACAAUGUUUAGCUCGACUGUAAAUGUUUUAUAUUUGAUAAGUGAAAAAAAAAAAAGAUUGUACAUAACUUUAUAUGGCAUCUCAGGCAGAAGCUAAACAACUGUGAUUGGCUGCUCUGAUGGGACCCAAUUAAAAACCAUUAAAGACAAACCAGGCUGCCCGGUAA
Messenger RNA from Carassius gibelio (silver crucian carp), 945 nucleotides. It is a transcript of the gene mgme1, whose product is annotated as mitochondrial genome maintenance exonuclease 1. Gene Ontology annotation, biological process: mitochondrial DNA replication. The transcript is spliced from 5 exons. NCBI's taxonomy places the organism in Eukaryota, Metazoa, Chordata, Actinopteri, Cypriniformes, Cyprinidae. The record is from RefSeq and is a predicted model, not a curated record. Gene Ontology annotation, molecular function: single-stranded DNA exodeoxyribonuclease activity. Gene Ontology annotation, cellular component: mitochondrion. Bases 161 to 739 code for a protein of 192 amino acids.